Messenger RNA from Thunnus maccoyii (southern bluefin tuna), 2855 nucleotides. It is a transcript of the gene aste1a, whose product is annotated as asteroid homolog 1a. The record is from RefSeq and is a predicted model, not a curated record. Gene Ontology annotation, molecular function: nuclease activity. NCBI's taxonomy places the organism in Eukaryota, Metazoa, Chordata, Actinopteri, Scombriformes, Scombridae. The transcript has 6 exons. Bases 67 to 2094 code for a protein of 675 amino acids.
GGAGUGUGGAGGCAUCAGGUAUAAGAGCGGCGGUGAUGAGGGCUCGUCAGCAGACUCAGACCCAAGAUGGGUGUUCGAGGCUUGGUCACUUUCAUAGAGAGCCACCCGCAGAUCUACCGGGACGUCCGGUUCAUGAAGAGCCGGCUGGUGAUCGACGGCUCCAACCUGGUCCACUUCUUGUACUUCGACUCAGGUCUGGACCAGAAUCAUGGCGGGGAGUAUGCUGGCUUUGAAGAGCUGAUUGAGAAGUUCAUCGCAGCCCUCAGAGCCUGUGAGGUGGCACCAUAUGUGGUGAUGGACGGAGGCUCAGACCAAACCGACAAAAAGCUUGAAACUGUGACGAAAAGAGCUGAAGAUCGAAUCCAGAAAGCCCAUCGAGCAGCGGUGGACGGUGGGAAGGAGGGCAUCUUGCCACAGCUGGCCAAGCUGGUGUUCAUACAGACGCUGGCCCGGCUAGAAGUCCCAGUGGCCCGGUGCUUUGCAGAGGCUGACCAGGAGAUAGCCUCACUGGCCAGAGAGUGGCGGUGCCCGGUGCUUUCCAGAGACAGCGACUUCUACAUCUUUGACCUCCCGGCGGGGCUGCUGCCCAUCUCUCAUUUCCAGUGGGAAGGGGUGAAGCAGAGAGGCUUGCAGAGCUACAUCCCCUGUAAGGGCUACAACAUCUCCAGCUUCUGCACCUUGUUCAACAUCCAGCGCCAGCUCCUGCCCACUUUUGCCGCCCUGGCCGGGAAUGACUACGUGAAGCUGGAGAGGAUGGAUUCAUCCAUCUCCUGGGCUCAAUAUGCCCCGGCAGGCAGCGCGACGGCAAGCCGCCUGGAGGGAUUGCUUCACUGGCUGAAGAUCUUCCAGCAGCCUCAGGAGGCCUUGGAGGCAGCACUGCAGCUGAUGGAAGGGUUGACCACGAAGAAAAAACUGAAGGUGCAGCAGGGCUUGGCUCUGGGGAUGGAAGAGUACAUGCUGCCUCCCAGCACCCUGAUGAGGUUCUUCAUGGAUGGGGUGGCACCUCCAUUCCCAGAAGAGGAAGAGGUGGCUGGUCUUGUCCCAGAUUGGACCUGGCUGCCUCUCACACAGUCCCGACUAACAACGGACAUCCUGGACGUGCUGCUGUUGAAGAGGAUGAGCCUCAGCUUUCCUGUGGACCAUGGCAACAUGCCCAGUGCUUGCCUGACCUCCAGGCCAAUCCGCCAGGUGAUGUACGGGCUGCUGCUGGGCAGAGGUACACAGCUUCAUGUGGAGGAGCGAGACAGGGACGGCUUGCAGCUGAAAUUCAACCCGGUCCAUCCAACCUUCAAAGGGGUCGCUAAGCAGUUGAAACUCGACUCACUGGAUAAGGCGGAGCCCUCUCAGCGUCUGCAGGUGUUACUGGGGGCUUUGGGGGUGUCUCAGGCCUCUCUGAGCUGCCUGCCGGCUCACCUGCACCUCCCAGUGGCCGUCACCUGCUACUGGUUUCAGAGAGCUCAACCCACUCCAGACCUGGGACUGCUGAAGGCGCUGGUGCUGAGCAUCGGAGAUGCACUGAAAAAAAGGACAGCUGUGCAGAAUUAUCACUCUAACCUCAAGCCGCAUGUCAAUGUGGCUCAUGCCUUCAACCAAUGGCAGUCCUGCCUGAAAGACAGCAUCCACCUGAACCAGCUGCUGGGCUGGCCGUUACCUGAACCAUGCAUGGCACGGUUGUAUGAGGGGACGCUGGUCCACCAGCUGGUCCACACCAUGAGGUCAGGAAGAAAACUGAGGAACUUUCUGAAGAAUGAUCGCUCCAGUGCAAAGCUGUACCAAACCAUGCUGUCCGUCAUCCACCAGUUUAAGGCUCAGGUAGCGGUGCCAGUAACCUCACAGACCCAGAAGAAACCAACGUCUCCACGGCAGCGGCUGCCUCUGGACGACCUGACCACCAACCUGCAGCAGCUGUUCAUCAUGUACGACGACGAGGAAACUGAGAAUGAAGUAAUCAGCGCGGUCAGAGCAGCGCAGGAUCUACAGUUCGUUGAUAAGGUGUCGUGGAGGACUCGUCACAAAGCUAAGGAGCGAAACAACAGCUGCAAAAACCCAGAAUUGGCCCGCAAAACGGAGUGCCGAGGCUGGGACAUCCUCUGAUGCGAACCAACGUCCACCAAGUCCAACUAAAGUGCUCAAAAUCCAGUUCCAUUGCAUGUGCACCUCACUUCACUCCCAGUUUAGAAGCAUACAGGAAAAAAUCUAUAAAUUCUGAAAGAAGUACAUCAUGUAGGUGAACAUACUCCAUUUUAAAAGCCCUGUUUCUGCUGGUUUCCGGUUUUGGAAUGAAACUAAGUACAUUAACUGCGGUACUGUACUGAAGUAUGGUUUUCAGAUCCGUUUUCUGCUACUUUAUACUUCUACUCUGCUACAAUCCAGACAAAACUAUUGCACUUUUUAUUGCACCAGAUUCAUCGACAGCUGUAGUUACUUUGUAGAUGAAGAUUUAACAUAAAAAACUGCAAAUGAUAAGUUUAUAAAAUAAGAUGGAUUUCUUAAAGAUUAACUACCAAACAGUAUAUAAAGUAAAAUGAGCUUCACCUCAAACAACUUUAACGAUGAAAACCUGCUAAUCCAGUAACAGUAUGAUGCUAACAAGGGCUAUUUUUCUGCAAAACGAUUAUUUUUUACUCGUAAUACAUGCAGUGCAUUUUACCGAUGAUACUUUUAUAUUUUUACUUAAGUUAAUUGCAGAACUUGUACUUGUUACAGAGUAUUUUUACACUGAUGUAUUGAUAUUUUUAUUGUAAGGAAAGGAUUUGAGUACAGUUGUUGAGAGAAACAGUGAAACCCUUUUUGUCCAAAUUCAAACGUUAGAGUGUACGUCAAGAUUUUAGAUGUUUUGAUGAAGUCGUAAAAGA